Molecule: messenger RNA, 2887 nt
Organism: Hemicordylus capensis (graceful crag lizard)
Lineage: Eukaryota; Metazoa; Chordata; Lepidosauria; Squamata; Cordylidae
Product: tetraspanin-7-like
Exons: 4
Coding region: 389-1126 (245 amino acids)
Cellular component (GO): membrane
Source: RefSeq, a predicted model, not a curated record
CAGCAGCAGCAGCAGGCAACUGUAAAGAGAAACGAUAAAGAGAAAGAAGGUUAUAUCAAUUGGGCAAAGAGCUCCACAGGUUCCCACCCUGCAAGGGCUGGAUUGGGAACACAGCAGCAGCACCCACCAGCACACAAGAGCUGCCAAACCCAGAAGCAAUGUGGCCCAGUAUCCUCAUCUGGCAAAAUCAUCCUUAGGAAGCAUCCAGCACUUCUUAGGAAUCCCCAGUGCACAACCCAGUUUACAGGUAAAGAUUAAGCACGACUGCAGCAAAAUAUUACCUACAGGUGGCAUUCAGGAGCACCCAUCAGCAGCAACCGAGCAUCAUCUCCUGCUCCAGAACCAGUCAACACCUGGGACAUUUACCUUCCAUCACCAAAAAGGUACCAUGGCUCUGCUCAAGCUUUUUCUCAUGGCUUUCAGUUUUGUCUUCUGGGCCGCAGGGCUAACCAUGCUUACCAUUGGUAUCUGGGCCAAGAUAUCACUGGGCACCUACCUGGUGCUGUCCACCAAUGAAUAUCCCAACACCCCUUUCAUCUUGUUAGCUACUGGCACUGCUGUCAUUGUUUGGGGCUUUCUAGGCUGCUUCAGUGCUGCCACUGAGCACCGUUGCCUGCUGCGCACCUAUGGGGGCUUUCAGCUGGUUGUGUUGGUGGCCGGCUUAGCAGCAGGGCUCUCUAGCUUGUUUUAUCACAAGGAUAUUGCCGAAGGAUUCCAGAAUGGGCUGCGGGAGGCCAUUCAUUCCUAUACAGAGGAUGAGGAGAAAGCGGAGGCCCUGGAUUCUAUCCAGCGCACCUUGGACUGCUGCGGUGUGGAGAGUUACCGCGACUGGUUUUCCUCACCAUGGUCUAUGAGGCAACAGACACCCAAUAACUCGGUCCCUGCAAGCUGUUGCCGGGCACGCAAAGGUUGCCUGCACAGCCCUCUCCCCUCAAAUGCUUGGGGCAUUUACCGUGAUGGAUGCUUCAGCAAGGUCUACAACUUUGUCAGCAACAACAUGUUCUACAUUGCUACGGCUGCGCUUGGGCUGGCCCUUCUGCAAGUGGUGGGCAUCGUGCUGGCUUGCCUACUGGCGGUUCGCAUUCUGCCACAUGCUGGGCCACCCGGAGGUGCCAUUCCACACUGAAUAUGGUGCUUAUCUACCUGGGCACAGCACUGAGUUCUUCCAUUUUCCAGUCACUCUCCCCAAGCUAGUCCUCCUUCCUUUCUACAAAUAACAAAACACUCCAUCACCACCAGCCAGGCACAGGACCAAACCCUCCAACAACUUUAGAUUAGCCUCAUGCAUAGCACUACCACGGUACAUCAUUAUCUUUGCAAUCAUUCCCAUUGCACCCUCUCUCUAACAGCCACCAGAUCUUUCAUGAAGUAGUCCUCCUCCUCCUCCUCCCCUCUAGUGUUGAUACAAGAAAACUUGUCUAAUGCUUCCAUCCUUCCCCUCUAAGUUGGAAAAAUACCUAGCUUUCCUACUGGAAGAUUUCUUCACCUCAUUCAUCUAAUGCAGUCUCCUUAAUCUAAUCAGAGAACUGGCAGGAGGAGCAGUUAUAUAAUUCUACCUGAAAUUCCUUUGCCCACUUCACCGACAAUGAGGGGGGGAGAAUUAUCUCCACUUGAAAGGGAAAGCAGAGCUGUCAUCUUUUCCAUUUGGGUGUGGAUUCUUAAAGCCUCUUUCUUGCACCAACAGUGAUGGGGGAAAGAACAAACUUUUGCUCAGGGCAGCUGGUAAGACUUUUGUUGUGACAUUUCACUGUAUCUACAGAUGGAACCUGAUUUGUGGGGAGAAGAGAGAUAUGGAGAAUAUAGAGACAGAGAUUUGUCAGUAGAUUAAUUCCUGUAUCGUGGGACAAAAGCAGGUGAAUGCCUUUAUUUAGUUUUCUUUGGGAGAGGGAAGGGAAAUUAAGGAUCCCCUAACAGAGACCUUAAAAGGGAAAGGGACUAGCUCUUUUGGUUCUCUCUGUCAUUCAACAUAGGAGACAAGGGUGUUUUUCACACAGGACGUCUAGCUCACAUCUCCUCCGGAAUGGAGGGUGUGCAUACACAUGUCGGCCAGAUUUACCCCAAAGUACCUGUGAGCUUUCGGGGAGCAUUUCACAAUUUUCAUUGUGUGUUAAGAGCGCAGCCCGAUUUAUAUGCAGGGUUAAAAAAAAAAUCCAAUUUUUGCUUUGGUUUUUUGGGACAACUUCGAACUCACAGUAAAGUCUUGCAGUAAACUCGUGGUAAAGCCUGCUGUGUGAAAAAUGCCCAGGACAUCAACAGAAUCAUCGGCUGAGCCAACUCUAAAUCCUUCCAAGUCUUGUUUGAAUCCUACUGGAUCCACUAACCUUCUCAGGUGGACUCAUCCUAAUAGGUCCUCACUCCUAUAAAGACAUGGCUUACCACUGAACACAGAAAAAUCCUAUGCUAAGGGAAGAUCCAAAUUUGAAUGAAGAAAAACUCAGAACCAUCUGAAAGGUCUCUGGCAUCCAAGAAUGGCAAUAUAACGGAUACAAAAAUGCCAUUUUGCUAUUUCCGAGGAAAGGAAAGAGAGUAUUUUACCUAGUGAACAUGGCAAGGGACACCCCCAAAGCACAUCCUUAACUUGCUAGAUAACUACAAAAUGUUUCCCAGCCCAAUUACUUUGGAACAACAAAAAUAUCGGGUAGGGCCUGGAGAACAGAAGUUGGGAAUACUCACUAGAUGGCCAUACAGCAUCCUAGUGUAGAAAGAGGUGUGGAUAUUGAAGAAGAGAGAUGAAGUAUACCAAUUCUGGCCACUUUUCAAGUUCCUACAUUCCAAUCCACCACCAGCCACCCACUUUGGUCUUUAAUUUUUUGAUGUAUACAGAACUCAGCCUCCAGCAAGGGCUGGUUCGCUCCCUUUCAUUUCAAUUAAAGCGUGUGCGUGUGUG